Messenger RNA from Cuscuta campestris, 2275 nucleotides. The record is from the annotation of a GenBank genome assembly. Lineage: Eukaryota; Viridiplantae; Streptophyta; Magnoliopsida; Solanales; Convolvulaceae.
GGCAGUCAAAUAAUGAUUCAGACUUACACACAUUUGACAUUGAAAUCUCUUGCGCGAUACAGGAUUUGGCUCGUGGGCCCACAAUUUUUCCGAGUUUGAUUCCUUGGGAGUUACAAAAGUUUAGAACAGACAUGUUGGGCGCUAUAAAAAUUCUCAUUGAUACUCUAUCUUCUGCGCCAAAUCUGGUCUCUACAGUAAUUGAGCAAAACACUGAAACACAUGAUCAAGUAUCCAAGGAGGAAUCAAGUGUUGACUCACAAGUUGGAGAUCAAGUGGAUAUCGGUCCUGAAGCCAUAAACAAAGAUAACGGGAGGUCCAACGUUGUGGACAAAAAUGAAGCUGGUAUGAUCAUUGGAGAGUAUGAUAUUCCAAAAAGUGUUGCCAAAGUGACAGAUGCAGGUGGUAAACAUAUGGAAUAUCCGAAUGAAGUCGAUGAACACCCAGAGGUAGCCACUUUGAAUGAUGUGUUGGAUACUCGGAGGGAUAUGCAUAAUCCAUCACAAUUUACCAAAUCACUUCCGGCUUCGGUUGCUCGGCAGUCGGCACUGAAAGGAGGCGGCUCACGGCGAGCAACGAUGUUGCCUACGGGAAACGAAGAUUCUGAUCAAAGCAUUUCCGAAGAUGAAGAUAUAGACUAUAAUUGGACAAGGAAUUGUGUUUCCAUAGGCAUUGCUUCUGAUGAUAAGCAGGGAAAUAUAGGGAUACUUUCACAGCUCGAGACCCUAAAGGAUGUUCACAAGCUGGGUUGCACAUCCAUGGGAACCACUGAAACUCAAGAGAGGCAAAAUAAACUGUGCGUUGAUGACGAUGUCGAGCUUCCUGUUUUCAACAAUGAAAACCAUGUCAGUGUGGCUUCUGCUUGCAAUUCAGACGAGGAAAUUGGGUUCUUUCCUGUUUUGGAUUGUAUAUGCAAUUCUGAUGAGGAGAUUAUUUCUGAUGAUGAGAAGCUAAAUGUUGGAAGUCUUAAAUGUGAGAGGGAGAGCACACUCUCAAGAGCAAGCAAACAUUCUGAGGCAUUCUAUUUCAACGAUGAAAAUUUUGGCUGCUCAUUAGUGUGUGGUAUCUCAUCGGAUCCUAUCAAUCCAGCUAAUAAUGGAAGACAACAGAGAGUCAAGCACCGAUGUUUAUUACAUUUCGACAGAGAAAGGGGAGCUAUUCAUUCUGUUGUUGGGGGUGAAUCCAGUAAAUGCAGCAUUUCGUCUCAGUUUCCAUUAAAUGAAGAAUUGUGCACAGAUCCGCAUAUGAUUGAGAAAAAUAUUUUGGGGGAUUCUUUGUUUAGUAUGCAAGAAAAUAAAAUAGAACUGACAGGGAAUGAUAUGGCACGAUCUGACUUAGCAACUGAACUCAAAUCUAGUGAGCGUUCAAUGGCUGAGCUUCUGGAUUGUUUUCAGGAGAAGAAGCGUUUGCAGUUGGGGAAUCCUAUGAAGCUAAAUAAUAUAAAUGAAACAGGGGUUAAAAACUUUUCAAGGAGAAUUGUAUCAACAUUGGGUGAAGGGAUUGCAAUUGAUGAUAAUAUACCAUCGAGUGAUGAUGAGGAAACCCCUCAAGUUUUAAAAGCUUUUGUCCCUAAGAAAACCAUUGCAGACCAAUUUGAUGAAGCUCUAGGAAGUGCAACUAGAAAUGGCGGAAUAUCGCUUUUUUCCACUCCUGAGCUCCACUGUAGUGGGUUAUUUGUUAACUUGCAACGUGUCAUAUUGAGUGAGAAGGAAAGUGAUCAAAUUUUCAUGAACCACAUGUCGAAAGACACUGUUCUGGAUGGUGAUAAAAUCUGUAUUGAUGUGAGGAUUUUGUCAAGCUCUUUGGAGGCAAAGAUGACCAUUUGUCAAUGUGUUUUAAUAAAAGGAGAAGAGAGUUUUGACCGGCUGCAUCAUCCCUCUUUGAAAAAGACUAAUGGAGGAAGUGCUAUGACUGUUAUAUUUAAUUCAAGAAUAUGUACUGAUGUUGAGUUUGAUAAAGGGGACCUCAUCCGCAUUUACCCUCCUUGGAAGGAGGUACAUACCAAAGAAAAUGAUGAGGUUGUGCUUUUAUCUAGAUAUUUCUCGAGAAUAGGCUCUGAUCAAAUGACCGUUUCAGUGUGACGAGAAAUGGCAGAAUAAGGUAAGCUGAUCUCCAUGUUUUUGUUCGCCGCGGAUUAUUGAGCUUUCUACGAUCUAUACCUUGUGCUUUCUACCCAUCAUACGUUAGGCCGUUAGUCUAUAAUGUGCGCAAUGUGUAUCUAUCAACUGGGAAUUAUGUACACAUUUAUACUUUAUAGGCUCUCCUUUAGCCUUUGUUU